Chroicocephalus ridibundus (black-headed gull) is the source of this 1232-nucleotide messenger RNA. It is a transcript of the gene DLX5, whose product is annotated as distal-less homeobox 5. Gene Ontology annotation, molecular function: RNA polymerase II cis-regulatory region sequence-specific DNA binding; DNA-binding transcription factor activity, RNA polymerase II-specific. Gene Ontology annotation, biological process: anatomical structure formation involved in morphogenesis; embryo development; regulation of transcription by RNA polymerase II. The transcript is spliced from 3 exons. The record is from RefSeq and is a predicted model, not a curated record. NCBI's taxonomy places the organism in Eukaryota, Metazoa, Chordata, Aves, Charadriiformes, Laridae. Bases 90 to 962 code for a protein of 290 amino acids.
CAGAGCGCCGCAGCCUCCUCCCCCAGACAUGUCUGCUUAGACCCGAGCAGCCCCGGCAGCCAGCCCCAGCCCGCCGCCGGCCCCGAGCUAUGACAGGAGUAUUUGACAGAAGGGUCCCCAACAUCAGAUCCGGCGACUUCCAGGCUCCUUUCCAGACGGCCGCAGCCAUGCACCACCCGUCCCAGGAAUCUCCCACUUUACCCGAGUCCUCGGCUACGGAUUCCGACUACUACAGCCCGACGGGGGGAGCCCCGCACGGCUACUGCUCGCCUACCUCGGCUUCCUACGGCAAAGCGCUCAACCCUUACCAGUAUCAGUACCACGGCAUGAACGGAUCUGCUGGGAACUAUCCUGCCAAAGCCUAUGCAGACUACAGCUACGCCAGCCCCUACCACCAGUACAGCGGGGCUUACAACCGCGUACAGAGCUCCGCCAGCCAGCCAGAGAAGGAGGUGGCGGAGCCCGAGGUGAGGAUGGUGAACGGCAAACCAAAGAAAGUGCGCAAACCCCGGACUAUUUAUUCCAGCUUUCAGCUGGCGGCGUUGCAGAGGAGGUUUCAGAAGACCCAGUACCUCGCCCUGCCCGAGCGGGCCGAGCUGGCCGCCUCCCUGGGGCUCACGCAGACGCAGGUGAAAAUUUGGUUUCAGAAUAAAAGAUCCAAGAUCAAGAAGAUCAUGAAGAACGGGGAGAUGCCACCGGAGCACAGCCCCAGCUCCAGCGACCCCAUGGCCUGCAACUCUCCACAGUCGCCUGCAGUUUGGGAACCUCAGGGCUCGUCCCGCUCCCUCAGCCACCAUGCCCACGCACACGCUCACCCUCCAAACUCCAACCCGUCCCCCGCAUCCAGCUACCUGGAGAGCUCCGCUUCCUGGUACCCUGCUGCCAACUCCAUCAACUCCCACCUCCAACCCCACGGCUCCCUACAGCACCCGUUAGCGCUGGCCUCUGGGACAAUUUAUUAGAGUCUGACCCUUAUUAUUUUAUUUUUUUAAUAUUUUUUGUUGUUGUUGUUCCUUGGACUCCUGUGUUUUGCUGUUAAGGAAUAAUAUCGAAAGGAAUGCAUAUGUGGGAUUUUUAAAAGGGAAAAGAAACAAACAAAAAGAUUAAAAUGUGUAAAGCUUGUGCAUGUAAUUUAUUGCAUUUCAAAGGAACCCCUUUUUUAUACAAUACGGACAUUUUUUGGCUCAGCUGUGGACACUAUCAAUGGUGCCUUGAAAUCUAUGACCUCAACU